Messenger RNA from Babjeviella inositovora NRRL Y-12698, 4597 nucleotides. Its product is annotated as tRNA (guanosine(18)-2'-O)-methyltransferase. The record is from RefSeq and is a predicted model, not a curated record. Gene Ontology annotation, biological process: tRNA methylation. Gene Ontology annotation, molecular function: tRNA (guanine) methyltransferase activity; RNA binding. The transcript has a single exon. NCBI's taxonomy places the organism in Eukaryota, Fungi, Ascomycota, Pichiomycetes, Serinales. The coding region runs from base 22 to 4359 and encodes 1445 amino acids.
CUCUCCGUAAACAUCAUUCCAAUGUCCAACUCCAUUAGUGCGAUUGCGCAGCACUUGGGCCAUGCGGGACGUAAACAGGUGGCCCAGUCCCUUGCCGAUACCAAUCAGCUCGCCACGUUGUGUGACAUGAUUGACUCCCUCGAAGCUGACAUCGUCGCUGGCGUCUACCCAGCCGUCUACCGUUUCUGUCUCGCGCAGGUCACCUCUAAAAACGAUGUUGCGUCGAUUCUCAGGGCCUGUACCAAAAUUCCCCGAUUAUCACAAGACAUGUUGACCCACAUCGUCGACGGCGUAUUGGUGAAGUACAUCCAGGAGUCUUUUUCGUCUAAGUUCUUGAGUAACUUUGCAACAAUUUCGCAAAAGUACGCCAUCACUGGUGACUUUGAGGGCGGGGAGGUCUCUGAUGAACAUGUCUUGUCGUAUUUGCAUUUCUUGGAAAAGUUGUUCAUGAACAACACUGAUUUGCAAGCCGACAGCAGACUCGAUAAGCUCUUGUGCUUCUAUAUGUGUGUGGCAGAUUCCACGAUUUCCACCACUGCCUCCCAGAUUUUGAGAUGGAGAAUAGCGCAGAUUAUGGUUGCGGGAAACGAGGAAUUCAUCUGGGACGUGGUUUUUGCACUCCGAGACUCGGACCUCAAAUACCAUCAACAUCACUCCUACGUGCUCUGGUUGCGCUACUUAUCACUCUCCGCUGGUGAUUUGAUAAACAACACAUUUUUUCAGAACUUACUCACCCAGGAAUCCUACUGGGCGAGGAUCCAGGCCGGAUUAAUCGCCUCCCACCACGAACACCGCAAGUUUGCCUUGUCGAUCUUACAGUUGUCCGUCAAGGCCAUCAACACUGACAUUGCAAACGACUUGCUCGUGUGGAAAGUGCUGGACGAGCCGGCAUGCGAGCGCAAAUUAACUCAGUGGUCGAGAUACACAACGUUGUAUGAGGUCAUGGCCAUCGACACGUCUUUGCACCAGUCGCAGGCCGCCCAGAGUGAGAUCAUCGAGAUUAUCUCCUCACAAGACUCAGAAAUUAGCAGCUCCUGGGGCGUAGUAUUGCUCAGUACUGCCUUCAAGGCUACCAUGGAGUCUGUCAGGAAGUUCGGGUUGUCCGUGUUGUUGACUAUCCCCAAACAUAACUUAGGGUUCUUGGGCAAAAACCAAUGCGAAACCAAUUUGCGAUUGUUGAGGGAAGUUUUUUUGCCUUACAUGAUGUUGGCUCAUCACUUCAAGGUCACCACCACACAGGACACCCUUGAGUGUGAGUAUGGGGUGCUCUUUGCCGAGUUUAUCGAGAACUUGGUAGUGCACCUCACCGAUGAGCAGGAUAUCAGCCGCAUCUUGGAUAUUCUUUUGGAGGUGUUGGCUGGUGCCAGAGAAGCCUACGACCCGACUAGAGCCUACAUGACCCAAGGCAUUGUACAAAGCUUGCACGCGUUAAACAGACCAAUAUUGACCGCCUCCCACCUUGAGAGGUGCUUGAAGUUGUACGAGGUGUCAGCCGAGUCCCAGGUGAUUGAGUCAAUGUUGCAGAUCACCACAUUGGAAACAUUAUUCUACCAGAAGGACUCGUCGUUGCUUCGGUUCUGGGAGAUUGUCACCAAGUUUGUCCAGUUCAACAAUGCCAAGAGCUUGGCCAACGGGUAUAGCUUGAUCCAUGCGAAUAAGGAAAGAUUGGUAUCAUGUUUAGUGUCAACUUUCACUGCCGAAGAUUUUAAUCGGGCCCUCGCGCACGCCACCACGUUGGAGGUGGAGGGCACCGUGCUCUUUGUUACCUUUGCAACCUACUUAGGCUACCCAUUGGACUAUGCCGCAAUGAAGACCUGGAAUACCUAUGAGUUGGUUGUCUCGGAGUUGAUGGUUAGUUCCUGCGACGAAGCGGUAAUUACGCCAUUCCUCGAGGACUAUGCUAACUAUGUUCUCCAGCCAUUACUUAGAAACGAGUUUUUGGGUUCCGCUGAAAAGACUCUCUCGGUCUAUACCAGAUUGGCCAAUGUUCAGGACCGUUUGAAGGUGUUGAGAUCAUACUUGACUACCGCUGGUUUACAGGCGGUUUGGAACUCGCUCUUGUCUGAUUUAAAGAACAAGUCCAGCCCUGACGAAGCUUCCCUUAGACUUGUCGAUGCCAAAUUGCAGUUCUUCGCCGCAUGCACUCAAUAUUUUGAUCACACCUUGGUUUCCUUCAUCACUAUGGAUGUUUUGGUUGCGUUUAAUGAGUUGCAGGUGCCUGUGUUGUUGAACUGUGGCGGUAUAAACUACAAGAAGGACUUCUACAAAGUCAAAGACUCCUUUUUGAGUGGCUACUAUAGGUUACUCUUGGCUAACAUCACUUCCGAAACUCCACCCAAGCUUAUUCUCGACAUACUUGAACACAAUCUGAACAAAGUCAACGAUUAUCAAAGUAACUUGAUGAUCUGUUCGCUUGUGGAAAAGCUCUCGCGUAGUAAUAUCUACACAGCGACUGAAGCCUCUAGAACGAUCAUUUUGAUGAGUGGGAUGUGGGAUAAUUUAUUGGUUGAGAGAUUGGUCUUAACCCAAAAAGACUUGCACUUGUUGUUCAUCAAGACUGUGUUCUCCGUCAAAAACAUGCACUUUGCCUCUCGUAACCCGGAAAUUGCCACCACCUUAUUGAAUAUUUCACAGACCCUCAUAGAAAAGUCAUAUGCGAGAAGGUCUUUGUUGCCAACGUUGACCAAACAACUCUUGCACUACCUGUUAUCAAACCCAGUUGAGUUUGAUGGGAGUGAGUGGAUUGGUUACGUUAUAGUUGACUCAUACAUUCUUCAGCAACUUUCUCUCAACGUUUUCAAGUUAGAAAUCGUUAUUGGUGACGCCUACGACGUCCUCGUGAAGCCCAAAACUAGGCUUUACGAAUCCAUGUAUGGUGAUGAGGAAAUUGCUACCCGGAUAAACAUCCUUGCUAUGUUGAGUUCGUUAGAGCAAGGCUCACGGAUGUCUUUGCAAAUUUACCACUAUAUUUUCAGUGGUCUGUUUGACAUGAUUGCUCCCGUCAAGCGCACAGACGGAGGAGAGGAAAUCAAGAGAAUCCAGUUGUACUCGAUCUUGUUACUUGUGUUGAGAAACAUUGAAGAUGCUGGACUAGUUAAUGCCACUAAGUUCCUCGACGCGUUGCAGAAGGAACCAUCGCCUUUGGCUCGUAUCUACUUGGAAUGGAUCAUUGCCUCGCAGUUCUUGAAAACCGACGAAGUUUGCGGAUACUCCAAGGAGGCCCAGAAGAUCUUGCACAAUUUAUCCAACGACAGCAUCACUCCGCAGCCAACCCUAAUCAUUUCCUACGAGCGCAUCUUGUUCAUGAUGGGCCAGCAGUUGUCUUUAGACCAAGAAACUGCAUUCAUGUCUGAGUUCUUGCACCGAGUUGUGUUGCCGUUGUGCAGCACUAAUAAGGCGUUGAUUAGACACUUUUCUUUGUCCUUAAUGUGCUCUAUCCAUCCAGAGAUCACCUCCAAGGGGUUGAAGAUUGAUGAUCACCUUCUCACCAUUGUCCACAGCUUGUAUGAUUCCACCAUCCAUUCGGAAGCUUUCGGCCAGUUCAGAAGCGGUGAUGCUUUGUUGUGGAACAUUAAGGACGAUCUCAGUUUAGUAGGGCUCGCGGGCGGCGUGUUGUUGCGUGUUUCUGAUAGAGAUGUCGAUAGUAUUGGUGAGGCUGCUUUUGCGAGAUAUUUAAAAGAAGAGCGUGUGCGCAAAUCUUUAAAGGUCAGUAUUGGGAAAGACCUCUCUGCCCACUGGGUGAAGGUUGCCAAAAACGCUCUUGACCCAGCCGCUACGACAAAGGAUGGUAGCAGGACCGAGCAGUCACCAAUGCAGACCAAGAGUGGUGCGUGGAACACUAUCAUGAAUGUAGACGGUGUCGCGGAUGGGCAGCGUGUUUCCAGCAGCAUCAAGAGAAGUGACUUGAUUGUUGUAGCCUCUUUGGUGGAUAAGCCUCCUAACUUGGGUGGUAUCUGCCGUUUGUCCGACGUUUUGGGUGCUGGUUUAUUGACCUUGGACGACUACAAGGUUACCAAGCAUCCGCAGUUCAAGAACGUCGCCGUGACUGCGGACCAAUGGAUGCCAAUGACCGAAGUCAAGGCCAAAGACAUCAUUUCCUUCAUGAAGACGAAAAAGAAGGAAGGCUACACCUUGAUCGGAUUGGAGCAGACUGACAAGUCUGUGCAGUUGAACAGCGACUUGAAGUUCCCGCAGAAAUCAUUGAUCUUGUUGGGGAGAGAAAGGGAGGGGAUUCCAGGGGAUUGCUUGGCUGAGUUGGACUUCUGUGUGGAGAUCAAGCAGGUUGGGGUCAUCAGGUCCAUGAACAUCCAGACCGCCACCGCCGUCAUUGUGCAUGCGUAUACCUCGCAACAUUGUUAAAGCUGGACUUGUUAGAUUAUGAGCUGUAUAAUGAGGAGUUCGCCAUGUAAUAACUAAAAGCAUGAUUAGCUCACCUGGGUAUAGUUACCACGAAAAGUUAUAUAGGCCAAUCAAAAGGUUGCAUUGGAACGUAGAGUCAUAGCUAAGUAUUGGACUAUAUUUCUACGGUAGUUACAGAUCCGUUUUAAUUCUAGAUCCUCAUAAUUGGUUAUAGCUCUGUUUAUUUUCUCCUUUCACG